Rodentolepis nana is the source of this 1542-nucleotide messenger RNA. NCBI's taxonomy places the organism in Eukaryota, Metazoa, Platyhelminthes, Cestoda, Cyclophyllidea, Hymenolepididae. The record is from the annotation of a GenBank genome assembly.
UGAAUAGCCUGUUUCUCGAAUUGUGAGAUCGAGAGGGUUGAUAAAUUCCUCCUCAAUUUCGCAAAAUCCAACUUCACUUCCGUUAGUGGAUGUCAUUUUUGGUAGCAUGUUGACCCAGCGGUAGUCAUUAUUUCCAUUAUCAAGAAGUCGAGCCUUGUCCGUCAAAUAGAGCAAUGUGUCGCCUUCGUCAGUCCAAACUGGAAUUUCCAGUUGAAAUGCAAGAUCAUUCAAGUCAGUAGAUCCGAAGUUUUCUACCAAAUAAAUGUGCUCAAGUAGAGGCCCCACGUCGUUGCCAAGCGCGAUUUUCGUCGAAGAAGAGAGAUGUGGUGGCUCCUUCCGUUCAUCAACGAGGGCAGGUGGAGCGGCACCGGGAUUAAUCCGAAUUUGGGGCUUAUAGGCGACAUCGAAAAUCGAAAUUGCCACAUUUGUCUCCAGGGUGGGAUCUUCUAUAACAGAAGAUACGUUCGCCACGAUGCCUGGACUGGUAAAUUUGUCUAUUUCCUCUGAAUCCUCGCUUUUCUCAUCUUCAUACCUCGCUGGGGCCAAACCAGAAAGGAAAGUGUCCACAAUGAUGAACAGUUGCUGAUCUGGAUCAAUAGCCGUAUCCUGUUGGGAAGUAAUCAAAGCGGCGGCUCCGUUAUUGGGAAGAUUAAUUGACCAUCGACUAGUAGGUCGAUCACUUGUUGCCAAUAGAACACCGGUAGAGGCAUCCUUCAAUUGAACUUUAUUGAUUAGAACUCGAAUCCCAAGUUGUGUUUCAUUUUUCGGCCAUCCCAGUGUCUUGAGAAGUACCCGAAUACCUUCAGAUCUAGUAGGACCAUUGUUUCGGAGAACAAACAUUAGGGUCUGGUUGACAUCUUCUCGUCGUCCGAAUUGAACAGGUGUGUGGGAAUCGGCCCCACCAUUUAUGGAUAUUUGAAGAUUUGCGCUGCAUUUUGGGUGAGGGGGACAGAGAUAAGUAGGUGGCGGAAGUUUCCAGACACAAUCGGACCAAUCUAUCAGAGGUUGAGUGGAUUUUGGACAACUCUGAGUGUAUCCAGCGCACUGUGAGUCGGGAAGAACUGAUCGGAAUGCUACAUGGAGGGGGAUAGUGUCCAAUUCCAUGAACUGAGCAUCUUCUUGAGCCAACAGUUUAACAUUUGCGGAAACACUUCCACUACUGCUAACACGGAUAUCAGACAUCUCUUUCAAAGUGAAUCUAGGUUUAGCCGGAUCGAGUUUAAAGGAUUGUUUUAUAAAAAGCAGUUCGUUCAGGAAAUCGGUAGAGUUAGGGUAUUUGCUAAGGAAGUCAUAACGUUCUAGCCAUAGAAUGUCAGGGUUAACUUGAUAAGAUCGGGCCUUGAAGUUAGAAGGCGCUGGAAAUGAUUUUCCAUUGAUUGAAUCGAUGAAAUUGGCAGUGAAUCUAACUGUGAUAAUAUCGCCUUUCCGGAUUUGAUUGGCGGUGAUCCGAGGUUGGAAUCUGGAAGAACACCUUGCUCGAAGUCGAAGAGGAAGAGAGUAGAGAAGGAGGGGAACUUUGGGAUCAAAUGUUGUCACCGCUAA